This is a messenger RNA of Salvia miltiorrhiza (redroot sage), 4532 nucleotides long. RefSeq lists its product as uncharacterized. NCBI's taxonomy places the organism in Eukaryota, Viridiplantae, Streptophyta, Magnoliopsida, Lamiales, Lamiaceae. Gene Ontology annotation, biological process: carbohydrate metabolic process. The transcript has 42 exons. The record is from RefSeq and is a predicted model, not a curated record. Gene Ontology annotation, molecular function: zinc ion binding; oxidoreductase activity; NAD binding. The coding region runs from base 232 to 4365 and encodes 1377 amino acids.
UAUAUUACGUAAACAAAAAUCAAUAUGGCAGCGCUCAAGGAUUUCGAGUUCAUCCCCAUCCCAAGAGCUGUGUCAGCAAAAGCCUGUUUUCUCCUUAUAUUCGUCUAAAGUCUUGGUCGUGCCGUGCUCUACAUGAUAUUUAUACACACUUUUGAAGGAAAACGAGUUGAGAUAUUUCUGUGAUAUUGAUUUAUUCAUCGUACAACAAGUGCAUCGAUCGUGUGUGUGGAAAUGGCCAAAGCCGGUGGUGUAGUCGGGUUUGUGGGGUUGGAUGAUAUUUCUUUGGAGUUGGCUGCUUCUCUUUUGCGCUCUGGCUAUUCUGUUCAGGCGUUUGAGAAAUCCAGUCAACUGAUGAAUGACUUCUCAAAUCUCGGCGGUAAAAGGUGUGCCAAUCUGACUGAGAUAAAGCAAGGUGUGAAUGCUUUGGUCACACUGAUAUCUCACACUGAUCAAAUAGAUGAUCUCUUUCAUGAUGACGAGGGUGUUCUAAAAGGAUUGCCAACAGAUGUAAUCAUCAUUAUCCACUCAACCGUACUACCUGUACAUAUCGAGAAGUUGGAGAAAAGUCUCACAGAGGAUCAUCAUAUUGAAGUUGUUGUUGAUAUGUGUGCCUUAAAAGCAGUCUCUGAAGUCUCAAAUGGAAAAGUCAUGAUUAUUUCUUCUGGGCGAUCCGAGUCGACCUCUAGGGCAAAGCCCUUCCUUUCAGCUAUGGGCGAGAAACUUUUCUUUUUUGAGGGUGAUGUAGGUGCGGGCAGCAAAAGUAAAAUGAUAAUUGAGCUUCUUGAAGGAAUUCACCUCAUAGCUUCUCUUGAAGCCAUCUCUCUGGGUACUCAAGCUGGGAUACAUCCACGGAUAAUAUAUGACAUUGUCUCUAAUGCAGCUGGAAACUCAUGGGUUUUCAAAAAUUACAUCCUCAAUCUGUUAGAGAACAAUCUGUCCACCUCUCAUCUCUUCUAUACUUUUAACCAAAACUUGGGAAUAAUAUUGGAGAUGGCAAGUUCACUGAUAUUCCCUCUUCCACUUACAAGUGUUGCUCAACAACAAAUCCUUGCAGGAUGUACUCAUGGAGGGAAGGAAGAUGAGAAUACCACAUUGCUCAAAGUCUGGGAGGAGUUAUCUGGAGUUAACAUCAUAGAUGCUGCCAAUGCAAAAUUGUACAAUCCAGAGGAAAUGGCUAAGCAAUUAUCUGCCAAAUCAAAAACUGUAAAGCGAAUCGGAUUUAUUGGGCUGGGAGCAAUGGGAUUUGGAAUGGCAACACAUUUGCUGAAAUCAAAUUUCACUGUACUUGGUUAUGAUGUCUACAGACCUUCACUAUCUCGAUUUGAAAAUGAAGGAGGCAUUGGAGGGAGCAGUCCUGCAGAAGUAUCCAAAGAUGUGGAUGUAUUGGUCUUAAUGGUCACAAAUGAAUAUCAAGCUGAAAGUGUUCUGUUCGGGAAAACUGGUGCUGUAGCAGCACUUCCAUCUGGAGCAACUAUUAUCCUUUCAUCCACUGUAUCUCCGGCAUUUGUCAGUCAGCUAGAAGGAAGAUUGCUUGAUGAACAAAAGAAUUUCAAGCUGGUGGAUGCUCCUGUCUCUGGGGGUGUGAAGAGGGCUGCUGAUGGAACACUUACUAUAAUGGCAUCAGGUACAGAUGAAGCUCUGGUUCAUGCUGGUUCAGUACUUUCAGCAUUAAGCGAGAAGCUUUAUAUCAUAAAUGGAGGUUGUGGAGCUGGAAGUGGUGUAAAAAUGAUCAAUCAACUACUUGCUGGAGUUCAUAUUGCAUCAGCAGCAGAAGCAAUGGCAUUUGCAGCUCGGUUGGGCCUGAACACUAGUCAGUUAUUUGACAUCAUCACGAUGAGUGCUGGAACAUCAUGGAUGUUUGAGAAUCGUGGUCCACACAUGGUAGAGAAUGACUAUACACCAUUAUCUGCACUUGAUAUAUUUGUGAAGGAUUUGGGCAUAGUAUCUCGUGAAGGCUCUUCUCGAAAGGUUCCACUUCAUGUGUCAAAUGGUGCACAUCAAUUGUUCUUGUCAGGUUCAGCUGCAGGAUGGGGUCGAAUAGACGAUUCUUCUGUAGUAAAGGUUUAUGAGACACUUACAGGAGUCAAAGUUGAAGGAAAACAUCAUGCUUUGAGCAAAAAGUUUGUCCUUGAUUCUCUUCCACCUGAGUGGCCAACGGAUCCUAUUGAGGAUAUAGUUAGCCUAAACCAGAAAAGUUCGAAAACAUUGGUUGUUUUGGAUGAUGAUCCAACUGGGACGCAAACAGUUCAUGACAUUGACGUCUUGGCAGAAUGGAGCAUUGAGUCACUUGUUGAACAUUUUGGUAAAAGGCCAAAGUGCUUUUUUAUUUUGACAAAUUCACGGUCAAUGAGUUCCAAGAAGGCUAGUGAACUAAUUAAAGAGAUCUGCAGCAACUUGUCUGCUGCUGCGAAAACAGUGGAUAACACUGAGUACACUGUGGUUCUGAGGGGGGAUUCAACACUGCGAGGUCAUUUCCCAGAGGAAGCAGAUGCUGCCGUAUCUGUAAUUGGUGCAGUGGAUGCAUGGAUAAUUUGCCCCUUUUUCCUACAAGGAGGCCGCUAUACUAUUGGGGACGUGCACUAUGUUGCGGAUGCUGAUAGUCUCAUCCCUGCAGGUGAAACAGAGUUUGCGAAAGAUGCUUCGUUUGGCUAUAGAUCUUCGAAUCUGCGGGAGUGGGUGGAGGAGAAAACUGGAGGACGUAUAACUGCGAGUAGUGUGGCUUCCAUUUCUAUUCAACUUCUAAGGGAGGGCGGGCCUCGAGCUGUUUGUGAACAUCUCUGCAGUUUAAAAAAGGGAUCUAUAUGCAUAGUUAAUGCUGCUAGUGAAAGAGACAUGGCUGUAUUUGCUGCAGGAAUGAUCGAGGCAGAAAUAAAAGGCAAAAGUUUCUUAUGCCGCACUGCAGCUAGCUUUGUUUCUACUCGGGUUGGAAUAAAACCAAAAGCUCCAGUGUUGCCACAUGAUCUGAUGUUGUCCAGGGAGAGGAUUGGUGGACUCAUAGUUGUAGGGUCAUAUGUUCCCAAAACGACAAAACAGGUUGCAGAACUGUUGGUUCAAAGAGGCCAUGCCAUGAAAAGGAUUGAGGUUUCGGUUAAUAAAAUCGCUGAGAACUCAAUAGAAGAAAGAGAGCAAGAGAUUAAUCAAGCAGCUGACAUGGCCGACGUAUACCUAAAAAGUGGAAAAGACACUCUUAUACUGACUAGCAGGAAACUUGUUGUAGGGAAAACUGCUUCUGAAAGCCUAGAGAUCAAUUGCAAAGUAAGCUCUGCUCUAGUGGAGAUAGUACGCAGGAUAACUUCAAGACCACGUUACAUUCUUGCAAAGGGGGGAAUUACUUCCUCGGACCUUGCGACAAAAGCUCUAGAAGUAAAACGAGCCAAAAUUGUGGGCCAAGCUCUGGCUGGAGUACCCUUAUGGCAACUAGGACCUGAAAGCAGACAUCCAGGCAUCCCUUAUAUUGUCUUUCCUGGAAAUGUUGGUGAUAAUAAAGCUAUAGCAGAAAUUGUAAAAAACUGGACACAUCCAGGCAGGAUUUCAACAAAGGAACUUCUUCUUAAUGCAGAAAAAGGCGGAUAUGCUAUUGGGGCCUUUAAUGUUUAUAAUCUGGAAGGGGUUCAGGCAGUUGUUGCUGCUGCGGAGGAGCAACGGAGUCCAGCUAUUUUGCAGAUUCAUCCCGGUGCCUUCAAACAAGGAGGAGCUCCAUUGGUAGCCAGUUGUAUCUUUGCUGCUGAACGAGCUAGUGUUCCUAUUACAGUUCACUUUGACCAUGGAAGUUCAAAGCAAGAACUGUUGGAGAUUCUAGAAUUGGGAUUUGACUCGAUCAUGGCUGAUGGUUCUCAUCUAUCCUUCAAGGAAAAUAUUGCGUAUACCAAGUAUCUUGCAGUCUUGGCACAUUCUAAAAAUUUAUCAAUAGAAGCUGAGUUGGGAAGAUUGUCUGGAACAGAAGACGAUUUGACUGUAGAAGAUUAUCUAGCAAGACUAACUGAUGUCAACCAGGCGAACGAGUUCAUUGAUUCAACUGGUAUAGAUGCUUUGGCUGUUUGCAUUGGGAACGUUCAUGGAACAUACCAUGCUAGCGGCCCAAAUCUGAGACUCGAUUUGCUCAAGGAUAUAUAUGAUUUAACUUCAAAAAGAGGAGUUCACCUUGUUCUUCACGGCGCUUCUGGCUUGCACAAGGAUAUUAUCGAGGAAUGUGUGAAGCUCGGAGUAAGGAAAUUCAACGUCAACACUGAGGUUAGAAAGGCAUACAUGCUUUCAUUAACGAAGACCGAGAAAGAUGUCGUCCACGUUAUGACAUCUGCAAAGGAAGCAAUGAAAGUUGUGGUUGCUGAGAAGAUGCGUCUCUUUGGCUCUUCUGGGAAAGCUUAGUAAUUCAACUUUUUCUUUUCUUCGUUCAUUUUCCUAUUUGAUGAUCUGCACUCGAUUUAGGAAUUACUAUGGGCUUGUUUACAUAAUAUAUGGAAAUUGCGAAUGCUUUUCAGUCGGCCAUUCUGAUUAAUUCUUCAAUGAAGUGCCAUAGUUUUUGUAAAAAGUAA